UCUGGCUUAAUUAAUUUUUUAUUUAUUUUUCAUAUGCAAUUUGUUGUUGCUGGACUUGAGAGAGUUUAAUUAUUUAACUAAUUAAAUCAAGCAAUCCUUUCCCAAUUUUCCAAAAUCUCCCACUUCAGGACAAGGCAUGUCUAUUGUCCACAAAAGCAAAAGAAAGAGAAAAAAAAUAUAAUAAUAAUAAUAAAAAAAAGAGUCCCUCCUUAUCAUGGAACAUGAAAACUGUUUCCAGUCUUUGAGAUGCCCCAACUUUCUGCAUUUUUUGUUACUUCUUUUGUCUCAUUCAACCAAGUCCUUCCAAAUUUCACAUCCAGACAACAUUUUGUCCAAACAGCCACCCUAACCCACCUGUUUCAUGUCAAAUCUCAUUAACCUAAUUCCCUUUAUUUUUAUCUUAUUUACAUCAAGUAAUGCAUAUAAAUUGUUGUUUGCUGCUCUAUUGAUCAACCACAACAAAGAAAACCCUAGCCUAGUUUCUUAAUUUUUUGUUUUAUUUUUCUUUUUUGAACUUAUCAUGACCACCACUCUCUCUGAAGCCUACAGGGAGCAUCCUAUCCAUCUCCGCCAUAUCAUUCCUUUGGAUUUCAACUCCGCCCGGAUCGUGCCCGACUCACACGUGUGGCCUAAAUCCGAUGAUUUCUCAUCUGAUCACCGGUUAUCGAUCCCUGUAAUCGACCUGAAGGAUCCCAAUGCUGUGAAACUUACAGGCCAUGCAUGUGAGACAUGGGGUGCGUUCCAAGUCAUUAACCAUGGCAUUCCUUUGAAUCUUCUUGAAGACAUGGAAUCUGAGGCUCGGCGGCUGUUCUCUCUCCCGACUCAGCAGAAGAUGAAGGCGUUGCGUGAACCAGCGAGCGCCACUGGAUAUGGCCUAGCUCGGAUAUCCCCGUUUUUCCCCAAGUAUAUGUGGCACGAAGGGUUUACAAUCAUGGGUUCACCUGUUGUUCAUGCUAGGGCACUUUGGCCUAAUGAUAAUGCACGUUUUUGUGAUGUGAUAGAGAGAUAUCAGAAGAAAAUGGAAGUACUAGCAGAGCAACUCACACAUCAGAUCCUCAACUCAUUAGACAUUUCCCAAGAAGACCUAAACUGGGACUUGGGUUCACCCUACACCGCUCUCCAACUCAACUCUUACCCUUCAUGUCCAGACCCGAAUCGAGCCAUGGGUCUAGCCCCACACACCGACACAUCCCUCUUAACCAUUCUACACCAAAGUGCCAUAAGUGGUCUCCAAAUCUUCCAAGAAGGAGUGGGUUGGGUUUCUGUGCUCCCCAUUGCUGGUGCCCUGGUGGUUAACGUUGGCGAUCUUUUGCAUAUUUUAUCAAAUGCUCGAUUCCCUAGCGUGCUUCACCGAGCUGUUGUGAACCCAGAUGGGUGCCACAGGUUAUCUGUGGCUUACUUCUAUGGAUUACCCACAGAUUCUAAUGUAUGUCCGUUGCCAAAGCUCUUAAAUAUUUCAGGCCAAACCCCCAGAUACCGAUCUGUGACAGUGAAAGAUUAUGUGCUUAUCAAGUCUAAGAAUUUCGAGGAAGCACUUUCAUUAAUUAGAAUUUAAUUUAAUUAAGCCAGGCCUUUUUUUAAAAAAAAUUUUAACAUUAGUGGAGGGGAACUAUUUGGAUUUUAAUUCUUCACUUUGGCAGUUGCCGGUUGGAACUAUAGUUGUAAUUAAAUAAAAUUAUAUUCCUUUUAA
Messenger RNA from Durio zibethinus, 1690 nucleotides. Its product is annotated as gibberellin 3-beta-dioxygenase 1-like. The record is from RefSeq and is a predicted model, not a curated record. Lineage: Eukaryota; Viridiplantae; Streptophyta; Magnoliopsida; Malvales; Malvaceae.